Messenger RNA from Hypomesus transpacificus, 1613 nucleotides. RefSeq names its product ribosomal protein L5a (gene rpl5a). Gene Ontology annotation, biological process: translation; ribosomal large subunit assembly. Bases 103 to 999 code for a protein of 298 amino acids. Gene Ontology annotation, molecular function: structural constituent of ribosome; 5S rRNA binding. The transcript has 8 exons. The record is from RefSeq and is a predicted model, not a curated record. NCBI's taxonomy places the organism in Eukaryota, Metazoa, Chordata, Actinopteri, Osmeriformes, Osmeridae. Gene Ontology annotation, cellular component: ribosome; cytosolic large ribosomal subunit.
AAGUAUUUGCAGUUUGUAUUGAAAAUUAGGUUUGUUGAGUCAGCAAUUCUUCCGGCAUACGUGAAAAUACCAAACGGCUAAGAGUAUUGAAAAUCUUCGAAAAUGGGCUUCGUCAAGGUAGUCAAGAACAAGGCCUACUUUAAGAGGUACCAAGUUAAAUUCAGGAGAAGGAGAGAGGGAAAGACUGACUACUUUGCUCGGAAGCGCCUGGUCAUUCAAGAUAAGAAUAAAUACAACACGCCGAAGUACCGCAUUAUUGUGAGGUUCUCCAAUAGAGACAUCUGCUGUCAGAUUGCCUAUGCAAAGAUCGAAGGUGACCAUAUUGUGUGUGCGGCCUACUCACACGAGCUGCCAAAGUAUGGCAUUACUGUGGGACUUACCAACUAUGCAGCAGCCUACUGCACAGGCCUACUACUGGCUCGCAGGUUGCUGAACAAGUUUGGGCUGGACCAGGUGUACGAGGGCCAGGUGGAGGUGACGGGAGACGAGUUCAACGUGGAGAGUGUAGACGGGAAGCCCGGAGCCUUCACCUGCUACCUGGACGCAGGCCUCGCCAGAACCUCCACAGGAAACAAAGUGUUUGGAGCUCUCAAGGGUGCGGUCGACGGCGGACUGGCCAUUCCUCACAGCCUAAAGCGCUUCCCGGGUUAUGAUGCAGAGAGCAAGGAGUUCAAUGCAGAGUUGCACCGUAAACACAUCAUGGGCAUGAACGUGUCGGACUACAUGAGUUACUUGAUGGAGGAGGACGAGGAGGCCUACAAGAAACAGUUUUCACGCUUCAUAAAGAAUGGAGUCACGCCAGACACGGUUGAGGAAAUGUACAAGAAAGCACACGCCGCUAUCAGAGAGAACCCCGUCCACGACAAGAAACCCCAAAAAGAAGUCAAAAAGAAGAGGUGGAACCGUGCCAAGCUCUCCCUGGCACAGAGGAAGGACCGUGUUGCCCAGAAGAAAGCCAGCUAUUUACGAGCGCAAGAACAAGAGGCUGCGGACGGCUAGCGGUGUUUCUCCCAGCACCAGUCCCCCUCCACAGACACUGCUACACAUCGGUCAAAUACAUUUAUUGCAAUGCCUUAAACUGUAUGCGUCUUAAUUAUAAGUACUGAUUUGGCAAACGAGUGUUCCACAACUUGUGUGAAAGAGAUCUGAAUGGGAUUCAGUGAACUGUUGCACUGAAGGUGCUUCCAGGAUGGAGGACAGUGUGGAACAAAAAAAGGUCCAUCUCAAAUGGUUUAUUCUAGGUUCUGAAAUUUCUACAGCUUUAUUAGUCAGCUGAGUGAAGUGAGAGUAACAGACAAGAAAUAGGACUCAUAAUGAACAAAAAACAUGGAAAUGGUCUAUGGUCUGCUGCAAAGUCUCUUCAGGACUCAAGGUCAGAGGGCCCAUUUUGAUAGUGAAAACAAAAAAUGGUAAGCAAUAUAUAUAUUAAGAUGCAAGGCCUGAUCUAUUAGGAUACAUGCAUGGCAAUCGUAAAAUGUUCAGUUUCUCAUUAUCAAAGGUUCACAGAACAGGCAAGCUCUGGGUGAUCACUGGUGAGUGGUAGGUGUUUUUUAUUGUGCAAAUCAUGCUGGUUCAAACUUCAAGAUAAACAAUGUGUCAAGACUGCAAUUCAA